This is a messenger RNA of Ictalurus punctatus (channel catfish), 7215 nucleotides long. It is a transcript of the gene gpr52, whose product is annotated as G protein-coupled receptor 52. Gene Ontology annotation, biological process: G protein-coupled receptor signaling pathway. Gene Ontology annotation, molecular function: G protein-coupled receptor activity. The record is from RefSeq and is a predicted model, not a curated record. Gene Ontology annotation, cellular component: membrane. Bases 3002 to 4114 code for a protein of 370 amino acids. NCBI's taxonomy places the organism in Eukaryota, Metazoa, Chordata, Actinopteri, Siluriformes, Ictaluridae. The transcript has a single exon.
UUACAUCUAUGUUACCUACUGGUUUACGUACCAAUAACUGAUGCACGUUUAACAAAAAAAAAAAAUCCAAAGUACAUAAUUGAACAAAAGUGUAUGUAUUGAUUUAUUUUGUACACAUUGGUGUCAUUGCCCUUCACCGGCUCUGUGUGUUCAGCAGCAUAUGAAGUGCCUGUGGGAUGAAGGAGACAGUUUCUCACAAAGCUCCCCCAGUCUUCUUAGGCCAGCUGCAUUCGUGGCAUCUCUAGCCUCAACACCUCUUUUUACAACGCCAUCCUCCUAUUCUUACAUGUAUCUUUAUGCGUCCCACAUUUACUGUGCCACCAGUAAUGCUGGUCUUUUCUUUUGUUUGCUAGUACAGCUUUUAUGUCUGCUUUUAUGAUGGCCUUAUCUGAAAUCCGUAAUAGCAUCAGCAUAGGUUUAAAAUGUACAGGAAACUGCAUGAACUUGUAAAAGAAGGCUUGUAUGCUUUGUCAAACUGUUUUUUCAGGUUAACCACAGCAAGUAUCAGUGUCUGUGGCAACCUGACCUGGAUUUAGGAAGCUAUUAUAAUAAAUGCUGACUGUCUGCUGUCAACGCCUUGAGUGGCAUGAGUCAGAAAACACAAAAGAUAAUGUAUCAAGAAGGUUGGAUUGUUGGGCUGGUGACAUUUUCUCAUUAUGUUUUCCUUUCCUUUCCCUUUUUGAAGAAUUAUUUACAUUAUUUUGUUAGAUGUAGUUUAUAUUACAAGGUACAGAUCUUUUGAGUGGCUGGUGCUCUGAGGCUGUCCAGUCUCAUACCCAUUUUGGUCAAUAUUCUUAUAGAAAUCUAUUAGACCACCUUUCCAAACCACACACACAACCCCGUAAUCUCUAAUUUGUUCCUUUUUGUUUCACUGUGUCGACUUCUCUGUGGGAGGGUCCGAGCCAGCUAAAAUGCCUGGCAACUGUAACCAAGGGGCAGGGAUAGCCAGGCUUGGUCACUGCCAUGUUUAAGUGAUUUGUGGAAAAGAGAAAGGGAAGAAAUAACAUGAGGACAGAAAGAAAUUGGGACAAGGAGCUAUUGGAGAAAUGAGGGAUAUAAACACCUUUUGAAUGAGGAAUCAAUCAUCUUGGAUGUCUGUUUCAAGGAAGAUCAGGGAAGAAUCAGGGAGAGAGAGGCGGACAGGCAUGUUUAAGGAGUUGAAAGAGAAGCAGGACCUCAGGUGCAGCCCAUAGGGAAGGCGGGGAAAGUGUGUGCAUGUGAACGAGAGAGAGAGAGAGAGAGAGAGCCUGGCAGCAAGGGAGGGAGCGUGUGAAAAAGAGAGGCGCGAGCGAGUGAGUGAGAGAGAGAGAGAGAGAGAGAGACUGAAAGGGGAGAGGGAAGUGAAAGCCACUCACAGCAUCUCUUUCCCACUGCGCCAGCGGUCCAGGGCUGCUUAUCACCUCUGCGCUGCUGCUUCUCCAUGCAAUUGUUUUUGUUAUCGGUUUUCUUGAUAAUCCUUGUUUUCCUGUUUACUCCAUUCUUAUCAUCGACCUGAAUUUUUCUCGUUACUUUUUCCCUUUUUGCUGAAUUGAAUCUUUGGGUACAUACAAGAAAAGGACUUGUAUCAGAUUGCUGGAACCGCUGAUUGAAGACAAUGACAGCAGUACCAUUCAGACGCUUUACCUGUAUCUCACAGAUGUUUUUUUUUCCCAGUGUCAACAUGUGUUGCUUAAUGAAGUUCUACUGACAGAAAAAGGAAGAAAAUCAGUAGGGAAACUGCCGCAUAUGGACUUAAAAACUGACAGGUGACUGAAUCCAGGCAUACGUAAUGAUCUUUGCACACUGAAAACGGGAUAACAGGAUAUGCAGAGAUUUUGGGCACCUGGGAAAGAACCUGUUUGGAGAAAUAUGGAAUGCCUAUGUAAUGGCUAGGUAUCAAAACUUAUCACGAUACCUGAAGAGAUGAUUUUACCUCAUGAGACCUUUUUGAAAUGGUCUCUGCAAGAAUAUGGCCUUUUAAUGUUUUUAAUUUCUGUCGUAUUCGUAAGGUCAAAUUCAGGAAAAAGUAAGUGAAUUGGUAGAAAACGGACCUAAACCGUUCUGAAAUUUUGAUCUUUUCCAUUUUGCUCCAUCUGUGGACAUUAAACACUGUGAUUUUGAAACACUGAGCAGAAACAACACAAGCUGCCAUAGUGUAUUCUGUGUUUAUCUACAGUGUGCCUAGGUUUGGAUUUUGAAACAAUCGAAAGCUCACAGCUGGAUCCAGGUAACAGCCGUGAGGUCCUCUCCGCAAACGCCACAUUAAAUACAGUGCACAUGUAUUUGUAUCCAGACAAGGAAUGUGCUGAAUCCAAUGUAACUUUCAGCUGUCCUGUAUUUCUGGGAUUUUGUAACAGUUACCUGAAGGUAUGACUAAAGAAGACGAUAGCUUUUAAACUACAGUAGCUGAUUUUUCCCUGUGAUUGCACGGAAUUUGUCAGAAUUAGGUUUAAAGAUUUUUUAGGUUUCCAUAAUUUUCUCGUAUUAUUUAUUUGAAACAGUGUAAAUCAAAUAUCUGCACUAAUUUGCUGAUAAUUUUGUCUGACGAGUGCAUAGGAAACUGUUAUGGCUGAUCCUUAAUUGCGAUGAUCUUGACCUCAAAUCCAUUACCCUUGUGAGCACCGUCAAGAAAAUCAGUAGAUGUUGCAGCUUGUCGGAGGUGCUCUGAAAGCUGUGGUAAAUGGUUCCAGUAAUCAGCACUGACAUGAUGCUCUUUUCCAAUGCGUACCAUCUUCAGUCUUUUGUUUGUAAAUGACAGUUUCUGAACCUUUUUCAAGCAUGACUGAUUGGGGAAGAGACGUGGGCAUUUUUUCCUCCUCUUUUGCUGGAUAUCUUGAUUUUUGCCAGUGCUUAUUUCUUUGGGACCCAACUAUGUGAGGAAGCAGAGGUGAGAUGAAAAACAAAAUUAGAUAGAGCUGUGCUUGCUGAAGGACAUUACAGACAAAGGGCAAAAGGAGAUUUGGGUGCAGUCCGUCUGCAUUGAGUGAAGAACCAAGGAACUUUACUUGACUGCACCAGGACAAUGAACCAGUCAGGACUAAUUGAGCUCGUCACACCUGAAAACAGUAGUUUUGGUAAUACGGUGAGUGUGUCCCUGAACCACUCAUGUCCUCUUGGUUGGGGACAGAAUGAGGGCAGGGAGACUUGCAUCGUAGAGACGGCUCUCAUUGUGCUGCUGACUGUGCUCAUUAUUGCUGGGAAUUUGACUGUCAUCUUUGUGUUUCAUUGUGCUCCUUUGCUGCAUCACUACACCACCAGCUACUUUAUCCAGACUAUGGCCUACGCAGACCUUCUGGUGGGGCUGAGUUGCCUGGUGCCCACUUUCUCUUUGCUGCACUACCCAGCUGGUAUCCAGGAACCCCUCACAUGCCAAGUGUUCAGCUACGUCAUCUCAGUGUUGAAGAGUGUUUCUAUGGCUUGCCUGGCCUGCAUAAGUAUAGAUCGCUACCUGGCCAUUACUAAGCCCCUCUCCUACAACCAGCUGGUGACACCUUGCCGUUUGCGUUGCUGCAUCAUCCUGAUCUGGAUCUACUCUUGCAUUGUGUUCCUGCCAUCCUUCUUUGGUUGGGGGAAACCAGGAUACCAUGGGGACAUCUUUGAGUGGUGUGCUCAUUUCUGGCCAACCUCUGCUCUGUUUACCGGCUUUGUUGUGUGCCUGCUGUACGCUCCAGCGGCCCUUGUGGUCUGCUUCACCUACUUUCACAUCUUCCGCAUCUGUCAACAGCAUAAUCGGGAGAUCAGCGAGCGAAGGGCUCGUUUUCCCAGUCAGGAGAUGGAGGCUGGUGAGGGGGGACACCAUACAGGUCAUGGCCCUGACAGGCGCUACGCCAUGGUGCUCUUUCGCAUCACAAGUGUUUUCUACAUGCUCUGGCUUCCCUAUAUCAUUUACUUUCUCCUGGAGAGCUCCCACAUCUUGGACAGCCCUGCUCUGUCUUUCAUCACCACCUGGUUAGCGAUCAGCAAUAGCUUCUGCAACUGCGUCAUCUACAGUCUGUCCAACAGCGUGUUCCGGCUCGGCAUGCGUAGGCUCUCGCAGACACUCUGUUCCUCCUGCUCUUUCAGCCCUUGUGCCCAUGAUGACAAGGACUUCAGAGAGCCAAAGCCUAGGAAGAGAGCCAACUCAUGUUCAAUCUGAUGAAGUUGUCAUGAGCUGCUAAAUACUAUAUCAAGGGACUAUUUCAAGGGAAGAGGUUUUUAUGACUUGGAAGUUUUUGAAUUUGUGCAAUUAAUAAAAUGACUGAACGGUUCACCUUGUUGGGUUAAACUAGGUCUCAUCUAAACCACACACAGGUUGACUACCUGUCCUGUAAAUAAUAAAGCGGCAUCUGCCUUGAUAGUGUAUAUAUCACCAAAUGGCUGGUGGGUAUAACCUGGUUGGACAUUUUUUUUUUUUUUGCCAAAUAUGCAAAGCCAGACGUAAAACGGCAUCACACCACCAUCACAACAAAAAAAACAAAAAAAACAACCAAAAACAGUAAGGUGAAUUAGUUUGAACCUGGUUGUUUUUACUGAUGUCUCUUUGUGGAUGCUACAUUGAUAUAGGUUAGAUUUUUAGAUUUUGAUGAGUAUAUUUUUUACAUUGAACUACAUCUGCUACCAAAAUGGCUGCUAUAUCAAGAGAACAUUGCUUAAGAACAAUGUUCAAAUAUGAGCAUUUCAGUAAAUGUUUAAAGGAGUUUAAAAAAAACAACGUUUGAGGCAUGUGACACAAUCACAGCAAAGCUUGUCAAAUUGACCUUUGUUAGUGUUCUUAUUAUAGCACAGCACACCUCCAACUGAGAUGGGCUUAAAUACAGUGACGGCAAAGACUAAUAUAAGGCUCCGAAUUGGGAUGUUUGAAUUGCAAGGUCAAACAAAAGGUGAAAGCAGUCAAUCCAAGUCACUGAUAUGCAUUCCAAAUGUCAUCCUUUUUUAAUAGAGAUGCUGAGUCAUUACAUACGCACAAUAUUAUCAAUGCCUUUAGUAGUCGUGAAAUGUACCUUAGUUCCCAGUGGUGGUAUUUCUUGGCAGUAUGUAAUUAAACUUGCUCACCUGCAGUGGCUCUGUGACCCUCUGAAAACCACACAACGCCGCAAACUCAACAUAUUUUUUUCUGUUUAAUCAGCAUAAGGUUCAGUUGAAGUGCACAUUUCCUGGUAUGCAAGCAAGUCAUUUUGUUUGCACCUGUGAUUUUCAGUACUUAUAUUUGUCCGUGCCUCAGAUAUAUGAAGAAUUGAACUUUGUGUAAUAAAUUUUUAUAAAAAUUACUUUUAUACAGUAUGACACUUUUUUUCCCCUGCAUAAUUAUGUUUCAUCAAGCAUAACCUUGCUUGUCCUUUGCCAGCUUUUAUAUGUUCAUAAAUUUAUUUUUAAAUUAUACUGAGGGUGCACAAUAAAUAGAAAAUAUGGUGACAUAUCAACAAAUAUCAUUAAUCACAUCAUCUCAUAUGAUUUAUUCUGUACAUUUGUUCAUUUUAGUUGCAUUCAGAUGUUUGGAUUCAUUGCGUAAUCUGGGAAAACAAAUCCUGCGUGAUUUUGUUGUUCUUUAUUUUUCCCCCUCCCAUAUUAAUUUACCCAUUUCACUAACAUCAAUUUUUGUGAUUUUCAUGUUUUUCAGUACACGACAUGUGUAAAUUGAAUACUUCUAAACAUUCAGUUCAAGUACUCAUAUUCCAUAUUUGGACUGAUUAAGGUAAACCACACAUUGAUUGCGUUAAAAGAUUUCUUCCAAUUUAAAAAUAAGGGACUUUGUGAACUGUUAGGAAAUCUCUGUGAAAUAUCCUGGUGGGUGUGUAUUUAUUUAAGUGAUAUAUUGACAAUUCCAUGAAAAACUGUUGCUGAUUUCUUGUCAGUUUGCACUUGUCCUUAAUUUGUGGAUGAAUGUCUCAAGUUGUAAAAUAAAUAUAGUCGACUUCACUAUAUCUCAGAGAACGACUAGCCUAGUUGAUGUCUACACAAAAAGUUGAUGAUACAAAAAGCACAAAACUGUGUAGUGAGUGCAUUACUACAUGGAUGUGCAUUUAAAAUUUAAAUAUUUAAACAUUAAAUGAUCUAUUUAUUUAUUUAUUUAUUUCGCAACAUCCACACAGAUAUGAUAGCUGGUAAAUUGGAGUAUAUAUAUAUUAUAUGUGUGUGUGUGUGUGUGUGUGGCUGUAUUUGUAUUGCUGUACAGCUGGUGUAGGUUAUCUACUGAAAUCGUAUGAUUAUCUAGCGAUGGCACAUUCCAUAGUGUAAGUGCAACAAAAUUACUCAUGUUAAUUUAACUGUUUGGUUUUUUUUGCUCUUGUUUUUUUUACUUCUGGGUUUUUUUUGGUUUUUUUUGUUAAGCAAAACAAAAAAAAUUAUACAGUAUAUAUUUUUUUAUUUUGGAGGUUUUGUGGGAAACUAUGGUUUUCUGUUUCUGCCAGUAAAAUAAAAGUGAACAGAGAAUACUUGCCCUCCUGUGACUGGACAUUAUUACUUUAAAACUCUCCACUUUGAAGAGUUUAUGACCUCUGUGCCCUCACUUUUUAUUCUUUCGUCCACCAAAUGAAUGUCAAUAACAGCUGAAUAACAUUAUCAUAAUUGUGCUUCUGUCAGUGAGAUAAUAACUUGGCAUUGUGAGAAUCCUAAUUAGGCCUGAGACUCUGUGCUUAGGAUUUCCUCCGUGCUGUAACCCCUGCACUUCUGUUUCUGCCCAUCAUUCAAAAAUGAAUGCAUCUUGUUUUUCAGUUGUCCGUCAUGCUUUUGUGCUGAGGCUGGUCAGAUUUGACAUGAACAGUGGAUAGAUUCUUAAUGAAAAACACAACUACAAAACAGUACAAUGACAAACUCGCUUAUAUUGAACAUAGAACUUUUGAAAUCAAAUCUUAUGCCAUCGUUUUGGUGCUAAAAUUCACGCUAAAUGAAAUCUGACUCCUGAUGAUCUGUGCUGCGACUCUGACUCAUUCAGCUCAUGGUGAAUUGAGCAGACGUGAUCAGUUUUUAAUUGUAGCGUCCAUUCUCUAACUGAACCAAAUGAUUUUUAUUUGCUAUAAAAAAGGCAAAACGACAGUGGGGGCGGUGCUGCAGUGGACAAGUGAUGUGUGCGGCCGGAACACCGUCUAUCGCAGUGAGCCUAACGGUGGAUGACUUUGACUGUCUGAUCCCAGAACAGCUUUUCUGCUCUGCUGUCCUGACUGGCUCCUGCAAAGGUUAUGGCUUCCCAUCAAAAAGGAAAUUAGAGCUGUGCAGUUAGAGGAAAUUAAAUGACCUUUUUUUUUUUUUUUUUUAAUAAAU